UCUUGGCACUUUGCUCUUCAGUGUGGCUUGUUCACUCUGUUCAGAGACAAUUCUUAGAGCUGCCUCCACAAUCAAUCAGAGCAGAGUUCUUUGCUUCUUCUCAAACUUUCACCGCCGCUACUAUCUCAUAACUGUCUCACUCUCAGCCAACGCGACUUUCACCGAAUCGGAGAUUAGCGACAGAGAGAGCAUGGGGAGGGGAGAAUUGGAAAGGUAGAAGACUGCGAGCAUUUAGUGGAGAAGGUUGAAAUUGGAUCUAUUUAUGGUAGGGAGAAUGGAUGAUGAAUCUUAUGGUGGUUCUUUCUGGAUGGAGGAAAUUAAUGGGAAGGUCCAGACACCCGUGAGGAGGAAAAGGAAAUACAGGACAAAGAAAAAGGAAUUUCAUGGAUGGGGAUCGGCUUCCCUUAUUUUGUUUCUCCAAUCCAUUGGUAGAGAUACAGACAAGGAGAUAGCUCAAAGCGAGGUUGCAAAUAUUGUAAUGGAGUAUGUUAAGCAGAAAAAUCUCUUUCAUAAAACAAAAAAGAAGAGAAUUGAGUGUGAUGAGAAGCUUCACUCGCUGUUUAAAAGGAAGACCAUUAGCCGGUUGAAAAUCAAUGACUUGCUUGAGUCACACUUUGCGGAGAAUUGUGAGGAAUCCUCUAAUGAUGUUUAUUUUGACUCAGAAGAGGAUGACGCCUUUCCAAUGUGUGAAACCCCGAGAACAGCACCUUCAGAGAAGAGGAGUCAACUGAAGAAACCGGUUUUUGAAAAACCGAGGAGCUGUUUUGCUGCUGUUGUUCCUGCCAAUAUCAAGCUUGUUUAUUUGAAGAGAAGUCUAGUUGAGAAGCUUCUAACUGACCCUGAAACUUUUGAAACUAAAGUGGUUGGAAGCUUCGUAAGAAUCAAAAGUGACCCAAAUGAUUACCUUCAGAAAAACUCACAUCAGCUUUUGCAAAUCACAGGUAUGAAAAAGAGUUCUGAAGUAAAUGGGGAAAUUCACCUUCAGGUUUCUGGUUUCUUUAAGGACAUCAGAAUUCAAAUGCUUUCAGAUGAUAAUUUCUCUGAGGAGGAGUGUGAGGAUUUGCGCCGAAGAGUGAAAGAUGGCUUGGUCAAGAGACCUAUGACUGUGGAUAUGGAGCACAGAGCAAGAGUAUUGCAUGAGGAUAUGACUAAGCAUUGGCUUGCUAGAGAACUUACUCUGCUACAAAAUCUCAUUGAUCGAGCGAAUGAAAAGGGUUGGCGUAGAGAACUGGAUGAAUAUCUACAAAGAAGAGAGAAGCUUCAGAGACCUGAUGAGCAGAAACGGUUAUUGUGUGAGUUUCCUGAAGUUAUUGCAGAUGAUCAAGAAACAGAAUCUACCACUCCAGAUGAUCGAGAUAAAAAGGUAGAAAACAAUUUACAGGAGUUCUGGCAGGCCGCAUGUACAAAAUCAUCUUUAGUGACUGAGGACGCAAAGGCAGUUACAAAUGCAAAACUGGAUAUUGCUGAUCUUGUAAAACCACAAAACAAUUCACCAAAGUCCAUUCCCAUUCUGCGAAUAUCACCAGAUGUUCCUCUUUUGGAUUUCACAAAGAAUAGCUCUAUUUCGAAUUGCGCUUCACAUGACACUACAGAGCACCAAUCCUGUGGCUUACCCGUCCAACAGAAGCCUGAGCAAGAAACAGACUUUGCAUAUAAGAAGGACGUGUCUAAGCCAACCAAAUCACAUGAAGCAAAGAUCUCUCAAUCACUGCCCGACAAACAGAUCUGGCCAUCUCAGAUUCAUACAAGCAGUGGCUUAUAUGUCCAACAGCUGCAAGAACAACCGAGAGACGCUGCAUAUAGAAAUGGCACACCUAAGCCAUCUCAAUUAGAUGAAAGGAAGAUAUCUCAAGCAUUUCCCAACAAACAGACAGGGCCAUCUCAAGUUGAGGUUUUAGAGCUAAGUGAUGACUUAUCUAUCCAACAGUCGACAGAGCAACAAACAAACUUAUCACAUAAGUAUGGCGAGUCUAAGCCAGCUGAAUCACCCGAAGUGAUGAGCUCUCAAGUAUUGCCCAGCAGACAGAUACAGGCAUCUCAGUUGGAUGUUAUAGAGCUAAAUGAUGACUUAGCUGAUCAACAACCGGAAGAGCAACAAAUUGACUUUGCAUAUAACAGUGGCAUGUCUAAGCCAGCUAAAUCACAUGAAGCGGAGAUCUCUCGAUCACUGCCCAGCAAACAAAUACAGCCAUCUCAGGUUGAGGUUACAUUGUCCAGCAAACAGAUACAGCCAUCUGAGAUUCAGGUUACGCUGCCCAGCAUACAAAUGCAACCAUCCCAGGUUAUAGAGCUAAGCGAUGAUGAUGAUGACGAAGAAGAAAAUGAAAAAGCAAGUAUUACAAAAUUGGUUCCCGCUGUGCAAUCGGAGGAUACCUUGAUGUGGCAUUACAGAGAUCCCACGGGUAACGUACAAGGACCAUUUUCCUUGAAUUCUCUUAAACGUUGGAGUGAUGCUGGGUACUUUAAUGGAGAUUUCAGGGUCUGGAAGUCAGGUGAUAGGCAGAAUGAAAGUGUAUUACUGGUGAAGAUACUAGCCCAAUUUUUUACCAUAUGAUCAAAUUUCUUUUGAUGCACGUUGUAAAAUGCUGCUCAGUUGUUUGUUUUGAUACCUGGGCAGCCAACAAAUAUACAACUUAACUGUAACUAAACUUUUGGUCUCUAAUUGAAUUAUUUUUCCUUCUC
Vigna angularis (adzuki bean) is the source of this 2682-nucleotide messenger RNA. RefSeq lists its product as uncharacterized. Lineage: Eukaryota; Viridiplantae; Streptophyta; Magnoliopsida; Fabales; Fabaceae. The transcript is spliced from 8 exons. The record is from RefSeq and is a predicted model, not a curated record. Gene Ontology annotation, molecular function: protein binding; DNA binding. The coding region runs from base 263 to 2554 and encodes 763 amino acids.